AUGUCUAAAUCCUUUCCAUCGGGUGAAGUGCCCAUGUCCCACGAUACGCAAUCACAUUAUGUCCGCACACAGGAUUACACCCCCGGCCCCAAAUACCCUCCCAAUGCCGGUAUGAAUCCAGCAUUAGGCUACUUCGGCCUUGGUCAGUUUGAAGAUGACAACGACACGGUUGUGGUUGACAACAAGAUCUUCAGCCGAGCAACACACCAAUUUGCAGACGGCGAUUUUAUCUGCCCUGAAUUCUUCAACCUCGCCUCUCUCGAUGGGUUCACUCGUCGCUUCAAACAUUCGCAGUGGAGCUAUGAGAUGCGCCGGGCGCCUCAGCCCAUCCUUCCCUUCUUAUCACUGGGGCCGUAUUCAAGUCUACGGGACCUGGAGCUACUCCGCAGCCAGGGCUUCACACUUCUUCUGGCAAUCCGCAAUCGUCAAUCCGCUCAAGCACGGCUCGUUUCCGGUGACAAGGCCGCCAGUCAACUCGGCAUACAGGCUGAUACGAUCGACGUUCUUGAUAAUCAAGAGUUGAUUUCCGCGUUCCCUCGAGCAAUCCGCCGAAUCAAUGAUCAUCUCGCGGGGGUGGACGAUAGCAGCCACUCUAACUUGGGCUCUCCGAUAGCUGACCACUCGCUACCCAAGAGAAAGGUCCUUGUCUUCUGUGAAUCAGGAAAUGAACGUUCGGCUGCUGUGGCCAUUGCAUAUAUCAUGGUCAUGCUUAACCUGGAUGCCGUCCGCGCCACCCAUGCAGUCCAGCAGCACCGAUUCUGUGUCUCCAUUGAAGAUCCCAUGAAACGCAUUCUCGCUUCCUUCGAGUCCAUUCUGAUGGCCAAACGUGACGUCGAAAGUGCUAAGCAUGCCAACAUGCAAAGUGGAGCAGCAACUCUUGCGCCUCCUCCUGUCCCGCCUGUGCUACUGGCAAAGAAACGUAGCUUUGCUGAUCGACAGGAACACGGUACCGACAUGGCUGAUUCUGACAUGGACAUCGAUGACGAGGGCCAUUCAUCCAUGGAUCGAAUGCCUCGUGCACCGUUCCAAGAUCGAGUCGCUUAG
Molecule: messenger RNA, 1044 nt
Organism: Penicillium subrubescens
Lineage: Eukaryota; Fungi; Ascomycota; Eurotiomycetes; Eurotiales; Aspergillaceae
Product: dual specificity protein phosphatase family protein
Exons: 1
Coding region: 1-1044 (347 amino acids)
Biological process (GO): protein dephosphorylation; negative regulation of protein binding; negative regulation of SCF-dependent proteasomal ubiquitin-dependent catabolic process
Cellular component (GO): cytoplasm; nucleoplasm
Molecular function (GO): protein tyrosine/serine/threonine phosphatase activity; F-box domain binding
Source: RefSeq, a predicted model, not a curated record